Sclerotinia sclerotiorum 1980 UF-70 is the source of this 204-nucleotide messenger RNA. RefSeq lists its product with no specific name. The transcript has 2 exons. The record is from RefSeq and is a predicted model, not a curated record. The coding region runs from base 1 to 204 and encodes 67 amino acids. NCBI's taxonomy places the organism in Eukaryota, Fungi, Ascomycota, Leotiomycetes, Helotiales, Sclerotiniaceae.
AUGUCUCCACAGCACAGCGGUCAUGGGACUAAAGAUUCCUCCUGGUGCUUGACGAAUCUAAACAAGGGUUUGAAAGCGAUGCAAGGCGUUGAAGGCGAUGAUCAUCAAUGGCUAGGUACUUACCAUGGAAUUCAUGGCCUGCAACUUGCAGGAGAGGAGGAGAAAAGGAGAAAUUUGACAGCAUGGAGAGGCAUCGUGUUCUAA